This is a messenger RNA of Cephus cinctus (wheat stem sawfly), 8397 nucleotides long. RefSeq names its product protein pangolin, isoforms A/H/I/S. The transcript is spliced from 10 exons. Gene Ontology annotation, biological process: regulation of transcription by RNA polymerase II; canonical Wnt signaling pathway. The record is from RefSeq and is a predicted model, not a curated record. Bases 175 to 3438 code for a protein of 1087 amino acids. Gene Ontology annotation, molecular function: DNA-binding transcription factor activity, RNA polymerase II-specific; RNA polymerase II cis-regulatory region sequence-specific DNA binding. Gene Ontology annotation, cellular component: beta-catenin-TCF complex. NCBI's taxonomy places the organism in Eukaryota, Metazoa, Arthropoda, Insecta, Hymenoptera, Cephidae.
GCUUUGUGCGCGUCGGGCGGUGGUACAUCAAAGCCUUCUAGUUCCCGCUCCGGCCUUUGACGGCUGCGUCGCAGCCGCUCAGUCAUCGUUCAGUAGCGGGCCGGCUCGCUGGAUGCAGUGCAACGUAGUCAGGACGUUUUGCCGACGGGUGCCGCGCGUGAAACGCUUGCGAUUAUGUCGCUGAGGGGUAGCAAGAGUGUGCGUAGCAAAGUGGCUAGAAAAGGGCGGAAAGUGCGUACUCCGCAGCACAGCGGUGCUGCUGCUGCUGCUGCUGGUGAACGAAGCGAUCGAGGUGAUCGAGGAACCGGGGAGACGACGACGGGGAAAGCCGCACCGCGCGAGGGUCGAUGCGCGACGCGCAUGCGCGAACCCCUGGAUACGAAGACCCUGGAAAAUGCCCUGGUACGCUGGGUCGAGAGACAACGGCGAAAUCAUCUUUCUACGUCGCACUACCAGGUACCAGAGGUUAAGACUCGACGUCGGAAGGAUUGCGUUCUGGAGUAUAAGGCUGAUCGGGUGGUGCGUCAGGAUCACGAGGGGAAGGAGGUGGACGAGGAAGAUAGAGAUCAGGAUAGAAACUUAAAAAAGAUAGCAGAUGAGGAAGUUGAAGUCGAAGAGGAUUCCGUGGUCAAGAAGGAGGAAGAGAAACCGCUGGAGGAACUGGCCGAAUAUCUUACCUCGGAGGGUUCUUCCGAUACCAAGAGAACCAAGGAGGAGAUGAGUUCAGCAGGCAUGGGGACGCGGGAUUCGGAGGCUGGAAUCCUCGGGGAAGGUCUGUCCGGUGAACUCGAAGACAACGGAGGAACCGAUGGGACCGGAAAGUGGGAACAAAGGUACUGCACGACAAGAGCACAAUCUAAUUCCGUGAAGUCACCCUCCACUGGCUCUUCUUCCGAGGUCAACUCGGUAACUUCCUCCUCUCUGACCGCUACCACCACGACUGCCCCGCAUGCGCCAAUCGAAACUCUUAAAUCCGCCUUGGAAGGCUACGAUUACAGUAGAAUCUAUCUCGCACAUGUUUCUUUCUUAGACUGGCGUGACCUGCCCGGACUCCGUGCCAAGAAUGGGGAGAGGGUUUGGGUGGUGGGAGCAGCGGAUCAAGAAGGUCGUCAUCGGACUAGACUCCUCGUGGCUGGACGACAUUGGCGGCCACGUUGUCUAAGCAAAGUGAACAUGCUCAGCCAGCCUGUCGUUUACGCGGGUGGUGGUAGAGGUUCCCUAACAGCUGAUCUCUUCCUCUGGUGGUUCCAUCAUGAGUUCGCAGUGACAGCCUUGGCCAUGCAUCCCGACGGAGCCAUCCUGGUUGCCGAGAGCGCCGACUACCUUCCACCGGAGAACGAAUGUGUCACGGCCGAUGGUCUCGUACGGCUUUUCGUCAUCCCCAGCGACUGUCUCGAGCCAGAACUCGUGAAGGCCGAAUUACGCGUCCGCCUCGCGGGGACCAUUCUCUCCGGAUCCUGCGUCUAUUCGGCAAGACUAGCCAACUGUCGAAACAGUCUCGCGCGAUAUCUCAAAAAGUUCACUCUGAAGGAGGCCUUUGUCGCUCUUCACCAAGCUUGGUUGGACAUCCGUUCGGAGACGUUCACUCGUUGCUGGAUCAUCCUUCACAACCAAGAUGAUACCCAGCACCCGCCAUCAGGCGUGACCAUGUCUCCGAGACCUCAUCGAGCAUCCGAUCACAAUGCCGACAGGAUGCUCCUCCUGGAGUUGCGGAAUCUCGCUCACGACGCUGGCCUUGACACCAGGGACUCCGACCUGGCCGAUUGGAUGCUCGAUGACGAAAGCAAACUCGCGCAGCGCGUCAAGAAUGAAAUCGCGGAAGCAGAGAAGAGCGAGGUAUCGGAGAACGAGGAAGACCUCGAUGAGGACGAGGACGAAGGACCCAACGCCGACGAGGCCGCCAAGCUCCUCUCACGCGUGCUUCUCUGGAUGGAGAGGGAGCCUUUCGAUCCUGGACUUCUCCUGGCGGCCAGAUCAAUGCGCGAUACCGCCGCCCUUAUGGCAAGCAAAAUGGGCCUGGCUGGGACGCAUCCGAGUGGACUACCCUUUUUCUGCCCCAAUGGGGACCACCUAACGCAACCACCCCCAGCACACAUGGGCAUUCCACCGUAUGGGGCACUGGACGCUGGGAAGGCGGCCGCGGCGGCCGGUGAGUACUGGCCACCCCACGGGCCAUCCCCACACCCCACACACUGGAAACGACUUCUUGCCGCAGCAGCCUCCACAGGUCUGACGAGAGCGCCAAUGUACCCCUUUUCUACGGGACAAUACCCCUACCCCAUGCUCAGUCCGGAAAUGACGCAAGUCGCCGCUUCGUGGCAUACACCAAGCAUGUACCCUAUCUCGCCAGCGAGUGCUGGCUUCCGAAGUCCGUAUCCUACGAGUUUACCCAUUACAAGUUCUAGUUUACCAAGUGAUCUCUACCGGUUUUCGCCGACGGGUCUUAUGCCACCUCAUCCUGGACUAAGUCCGCACGCACAUGCGUUAGCGUCACACGCAUUGGUAUCUUCAGCGCCGAAAGCUGAUCAUUCCACCUUGGAUCAUAAUCAUAGGUCUACGAUAGAGCAGAAAAACUCGACGUCGUUAGCAACAGACAACACAAAGACACAAGACACAGGGCAACAAAAUAAUCAAGACAAAAAGAAACCACACAUAAAAAAGCCUUUGAACGCAUUUAUGCUAUAUAUGAAGGAGAUGAGGGCGAAAGUCGUUGCGGAAUGUACGUUAAAGGAAAGUGCUGCAAUCAACCAAAUCCUGGGAAGACGAUGGCACUCGCUAAGCCGGGAGGAGCAGGCGAGGUAUUAUGAGGCGGCCAGGCAGGAGCGCCAUCUGCACCAGCAACGCUACCCCGGCUGGAGUGCCAGGGAUAACUACGGAUACGGCAGCAAGAAGAAGAAGAGGAAGAAAGAGCGCUCCGCAGAUCCCACCGGAGGUAACAACAUGAAAAAGUGCCGAGCCAGAUAUGGAUUAGAUCAACAAAGUCAAUGGUGCAAACCAUGCAGACGUAAGAAGAAGUGUAUCAGGUACAUGGGGGAGGGAGGAGACGGCGACGGCGAAGGCGACGGAGACGGCGAGGAUGACCAUUCGGAGGACAAUUUGGGCAGCGUGGGGGAGGCCGGUACUCCCGAAGAGGAUGAAUCUUUGAGCAGUCCUGGGGGAUUGUCCGCUUUGUCUAGUCUGGCAAGUCCAUCCCUGGUGUUACCGUCACCCUCGAGCUUGGCCAGCCCCUGCCCGUGCCCUGUGACACCUCCGGUGCCUCCUCCGCCCUUAGCGCCGAAUCCUGUUCAGCCGGCGCCUCCUCAUCGGAAUCCGGUCGGCACCAAUCCACACGACAUCAACAAUCCGCUGAGCGUUAAUCAACUCACGGGACAAUGUAUAAAGAGUGACGUGGGCCCUGCGCCCUCGGGACCCUCCAAUCCCGCGAUCAGUGUUACGUAGCCCUGGGCCGCCCCAAGUGACAAGACUGUACCAUUCGGUGUCAUCGGGGUUCAUCUACGUUUACAUUCGGAGAGGCUGGAUAACCGCAACGUCUAAACGUCGUGAAGAAUUUUACGUCGCUGCUUUGCCAGUCGCGUAUUACUCUUCUGUAUAAUGAUCCCAGCGAAAAGGCAUCAUCCUCUGACGAUACCAGCCGAAUCAAUAAAUCCAGCCCAGUUUGGCGCACUCGUCGUUUUGGAAUUACCAUCCGAGGCUCCGUUACUUCGUCUGUCUCAUCUUGGAUCUCUGGACGAGUCUGCGUGAACAGCUUGGGACAAGAAGACGAAGAGAGCUGUGAAACCGGGAGAAGCAAUAAGAACGCCGAGAACACGCCGAGAAUCAACGAGGGUAUCAACGAGUCGGGGAUUCUGCAAGGACAUGGGAUGCGUUUACGUAGGUUAUACGUGGGAAGUAGCGUUCAAGCGGCGUAUCUUUUAUUUUUAUUAAUAGGGAAAUACCGAUCAGCUUUUAGGCAGAGUAAAUAUGUAGAAUAUUUGAAACUUUGACUGAUCUGAUUGUUUUCUCUUAUUAGUAGUUAUCCAGCCUUGCUAUCCGAUCGUCACAAUAAGAGACUGACUAUGAGAGUGUGUCCAAUCGGAAUCGAAAACACGAGCAAAACACGGACGAUAUACAUAAUAUGAGAUAAUAAGAGAAGCUUAAAGAAAAAUGAAAAGAAAUGAAUAUGAUGCAGAAAUACUCAGGACCAAGUGUCUGGCUGCAGUCACCCACUAGAGGAGAGCCACGUAUGGCAAGUGACUAUGUGUUAUUGUGAGGUGCGCGUGACGCAGCUUGUAGUCCUUGUUACGUUGUGAUGCCAAUGACUGAGAGGUCAUGUUCCUGUGCCAGGUACUAUAUUCUAUAAAUAAUUAUAUCGCAGACAUAGCUAAAGAGUUAAGUGAUAGCCUUUAUUAUUAUUCAUUUAUUCGACGUCACCUGUCAAAAUACCUAUCUUCUGUAUGUAAUUUGUUAUUUUUUUAAAAGUCUAUACACACACGGUACACAUACACAUACAUAAAUUGCGAUUAAUUAGCCAGUAAGAUCUCUUUAGUGCGAAGUCGUUAAUUUUAGACCCCGUUCAACGUCUCCCCCCUCUACCUUCUUCCUACCUCGUUCGUCAUCCCUUCCUUUGUUUCUUUAUUCUCUUUCCUUUAUUCCUCAUCUUUUCCCUCUUAUUUACUAAUAACCAUUGCAUCAUACCCUAUUAAUUCAACUCCCAGACGACCUAAUUCUUCCCCUUUCUUGCCUACUCGGCGGGUAGUAAUACGAUUGGCAUGUACGUAACUGUAGAUUUUAUACGCAAUGUAUUUAACAGUCUUGUCCGUGGAUCUCCAUUGCAUAAUAUUAUUGAGGUACAUAGGUAAAUCUCAGGAAUUUAUCUGAAAACCAGUGGUGCUUUUGUGAAUGAUAUAACGUGCUGAGCCCACCUUUUGUCGAUGAGGGACGUCAGGGGUUGCUUCUUAUUUGUGAAAAUGAUAGUAUACAUCCGAUGAGAGGGAUUGGACAAAAAAUGAAUGUAAAUGUAUGGGAGAGAAAAUGUAAGGAAUGCGAUGCUGAUGUUCGAUCGUUCAAGCAGCUUUUCGCGUUCGAAAAUUAUUGACGUGACAAUAAUUGCCAUUUAAGAUUUUUGCAACGUCAGACGUACCGUUUAGCGCUUCCAUCUUAAAUUAGAUAUCCUAAGCACGUUUCAUCAUUUAUGAACGCGCUACCGUUCAUAAUGUCGUAUCUGUUGUUGUUAUUAUUAUUUAACGAACACUUUAAUGCGCAAUAACGAUGAUCAAUCGUUUUCUUAAAUAAUUUUCAUUUUUGUCAAAUUCUCUUCUUUGUAUUGUCGUUUCUCCUUCUAUUCUUUAUUUUAAUUUGCUCCAAUCUUUCUUUUACGACACUGACGACUCGCUUAGGAUUAUCAUUGAUUUUCAAUGAGAGCUAGGAUCAAUUUCGAAUUUUUAAUUGUAGUCAUACAAAUUGCAGACACGACGGAGGUAUUCAAAUUUUGAUCACAUUUCGGAUAUCAGAGAAAUGCGUAUGCGCACGUAGAUUCCUUCGGGUCUUCGAUAAGAGACUUUUUUUUUAAUUUUAUAGUUUAUGAAAGAUACUUUGUUCACUCCUGUAGAGCUAUUCCAAUUAAUUGAUAAAAUUAUUCUCUAAGCUUCUUGGACCAACAACGGCUCGUAUCUGUACGUGUACAUAAAGAGGAAUUGUACGAUGUCGUUGCGAAUGAUUUUUAAAGAUCAUUACUAUUUCUUACAUCUUCAGGCAGUACAGCGUAAUGGCGCAUUUCUCUGAUCUUCAAGCGAACGUCCUGGCGAUAGAUUUGAUUCGAAUUUUUGAAAUACAAAUAACCGCUAUGUAAAUUCACUCACGUUAAAGUACACGACGUACGCGUCUUUUAAUUACAAAAAAAAUGGAAUUAAGUAAUGUUAAUUGCGUUGAAGAAAUUACUGUUUUUUUUUUUUUUUCGUGCAACAUUAAGAUUUAAGCACCCGAUGUCUAUUGCGUUGAUAAGCGCUCACGUUAAGAGAUUUAACGAAAAAUUUCGUUGGGUCUCGGGAAAUUUUUAUUUUCGAUUACCUAAUUUUCUAUGAGGAAAUUUUUUUUUUAUGUUUUGGAGUGUUUCUUUUAUACGAAAUAAAAAUUCAGUAACCGCGAGUGAAGUGGCCUGUAGUCUUUAGCGGUUUAGGUAAAAAUUUGGAUUGUUAAAUAUGAUGAAAAUUCUUAUCAUAGCCAUUAGUAGUUAAAUUUUUAUUGCAUGAUCUUUCGGUGCAAUCUAUUUUUACCAUUUUACCAACCAAAAAUGCAAUAGAAAUCUUAUACGAUUGUUUGAACGUUCAUUAGGAAGCAGCUAUUGUACAUAAUAAAUAUUUUAAGGUGCAUUUAUUGUGAAGAUGGGAAAGUGCAAUGGAGGAAUUUAUGAGAACAAAUUGUAUACGCUACGAAUCUGAGAUGAAUCAUGAAUGUGUAAUGUUGGAAAGUUUCUUGACUGAAUAUAAUGUCUGUAUAGUGAACACAUAAACUACUGUAACGCGUCACUGAAUAGUAAACUAAACGUGCCAUAAGAACAUCAUGCCAAUAUUAUUAUUAAUACAUAUUUUUUACAUCAUGAUCUGUUUAAAUUCGUUUCUGCCAAUGAAGUAUAACGUCGGCUGAGGUGUGCAUUUUUUAAUUUGCCGUUUGCCCAACAUUUCUCUUUAACUUUUACGUUAAUCCAUUCACCCGGCUCUAUACAUUAUUCCUCUAAACUCGUUCUCGUUGAACUCUCGCCAAAAUAAAGUCCACAUCUUCGUAUUACAUUGACUUCAACUAAACACUAUCUUAUAGUACAAUUAGCGGGAACACGUGUAUCGCUCUUAAUUGCCUCACGGCCGUUUGGCUAAUUGAACGUACAAUCGAUACGAUAGAACAAUUUAAAAAAAAGUCAAAUAUCCUUAAAAACAUUUGCAAAAGGGUAUCCCAGGGAAAGUCGAUCUUUAAUCGAAUUGUUCGCGUCUCCAUCAGAGAUAAAUAACGAUUGCAUAUAUAUGUAUAUAUAUAUAUAUUUCAAACAUAGGACAAUACCGGCCGAUCUCGGCAUUCAAGACGAAUAGAAUAAAACGAAAUAAUAUAAUCCAAUGACGUGAGAAUUUUUCAGAGAUCAGGUCGGCCCUAUGAAAAGUAUUGGAUUCCCAGUGGAAACAGUGAAAAAAAUGCACACUUCCGUAAAUCGCGCGAAAUGUACACGAGCAUGGAAGAAUGCAUGCACUUUUAUUCCAUACGCGUGCAUUAACUUUUUCCGUGCUCGCGGAGCUCGCGACAAGAACUAGAAUCUGGAAUCUGAACUACCGAGGAGAACAAGAAGGCGCGGACGACGGACAACGAAUCACGAGAUCGCGAGAAGCAAAUGCAUAGACGUUCGAAGUAAAAAAGCUCACGGAACGGUAUCAACACAAUGUCGGAUAACAGUCGUGCAAUCGCGUCAUGCCGAUUGUGCUUUGUCCCUAUUAUGAAAAACUGACAGAUUGUAGCCAGAAAAGACUAUAAAAUUGUACGAUUUAUUGUAACGAUGCCUGCUGUACGCUCUGUGGUACAAGCAGAACCGUAGGGCCGGACCCCUAUGUUAAACGACCCCUCGGUAUUAUGACCAAAUGAAAAAUAGGUUUUUCGAGGACAGUUUUUCCUGCCUGUGCCACUUUGCAAUUAUCCACUUUCGAGAAAUGAGACGAAACCAUGGGACACGAGACUCUCUUUUUGUUUUUAUAUCCUUUGUGCUCUCACGUUAUUAAUUUUUUUUUUUAAUCUUUUGUCAUUCCUUCGUUCAUUUUUUUUUUCUUUUUGUCACACUCCACGACCUAGCUGGUACCUGAGUAUGAAUUCGAUGAGACUCAUCUGACCGUGCUCCAGGUUAGGUCGUGUUCUGUGUAUUGUAGCGAGGAUUAUAUCGAGAGCAGAUCAAAAUGUUAGAUCGAAAUUCUCAUGGAGUUCCGUGGGAAUUUACGACGGGGAUGCUGCUACUCGAUAGAUCUAUAUAUUUAUAUCAAUAAUAUUGUUUGAUGGAUUUAUUUGAAAUAUUUGUUAAUCGGUUAAACACGGCCUAUUAAAUGCCGCGUUCGUGUGCCGAUUCCAUAGCGGAUUGCAAACGUAACGAAUAUCAUCUCUGAUAAAUGAGAAUAAAAAUGACGUAUUUUACGGAGCGACGCGGCUUCGUCGACUGGCCUCGUCUCAUUUCCAGGAGUGCUUGUAUUAUAUGUAAAGUAUUCUACAGUUCAGCUGUGUUGUACAGUGUUUUCUAAGUAUCUAGUUUAUAGCGUGUAACUGAAAUAUUGUAUUUACACUAAUAAGUGAUCUGUAUUAAAUUCAUUCUCGUAUAGCCUGUACUCCUACUCAUAUAGAUGCUAAAAGUGAUUUGUGUCAUAAAACUAUAAAUAAAAUUAGCAAUUUGAGAAUGUU